CCCGGUCUUGAAGUCUUAGCUAAAGCAAAGACAAAAAAAUUCCAUAGUUCGAACACCUAACAAAAUCAAAACCUUUUAUCCCCACUCUCAUUUCUGAAUUGCGAAUUUUUGCAGAAGCAUACAGCAAAGCAGAAACGAUUAUGGCUUUCCAAGGGAAGAAACUCAUCAACAACCCCAAUGGUUUGAUUUAUUCCUUCUAUUUAUUUCUCAGCAAAUCAAACUAAGGAUGAAGCAAGGAUUUUGCUAAAAUAGAACCAAAAAAGGAAGGCUUUUAGGCAAAAUGAUGUGGUUACUGAAUUUAUUGAGGGUCUUGUUGAAACCUAUCAAGGAUUGCAAUACUUAGAUGGCUUCCCCGAGGUGAAGGUUGUAUUACGUGCUGAUGUUUCAGGUGCAACAUAUGACAAGGUCGCUGUGAUAUCAGGAGGAGGUAGUGGGCAUGAACCUGCACAAGCUGGAUACGUGGGAGAAGGGUUGCUAACAGCUUCAAUUUGUGGAGAUGUUUUUGCUUCUCCUACAGUUGAUUCAAUUUUAGCUGGCAUUCGAGCUGUGACUGGUCCCAUGGGGUGUCUUCUAGUAGUCACGAAUUAUACUGGUGACCGCUUGAAUUUCGGUUUAGCAGCUGAGCAAGCAAGAUCUGAAGGCUAUAAAAUAGAAACUGUAAUUGUUGGAGAUGAUUGUGCAUUACCUAAAUCUCAAGGCAUUGCUGGACGAAGAGGUUUGGCAGGAACAAUCCUUGUUAAUAAGGUUGCUGGAGCUGUGGCUGCUGCUGGCCUUUCUCUUGCUGAUGUUGCUUCAGAGGCAAAACGUGCAUCUGAGGUGGUUGGAACUAUGGGUGUUGCAUUAUCAGUUUGCACAUUGCCUGGUCAGGUCACAUCUGAUCGCUUGGGUUCAGGGAAGAUGGAACUUGGUCUAGGCAUUCAUGGGGAACCUGGUGCUGCUGUGGCAGACCUUCAGCCUGUGGAUGUGGUGGUUACUCACGUUCUUAAGCAAAUAUUGGAAAGUAAUUAUGUUCCAAUUACUCGAGGCAAUAGAGUGGUGGUCAUGAUUAAUGGAUUAGGUGCCACUCCUGUGAUGGAACUAAUGAUUGCAGCUGGAAAGACUGUCCCUAAAUUGCAGCUAGAAUUUGGACUACUUGUUGAAAGAGUGUAUACAGGAUCAUUUAUGACCUCUCUCGAUAUGAAAGGAUUUUCAAUCUCUAUAAUGAAGGUAGAUCAAACUCUGUUGCAACACCUGGAUGCUUCCACUAAGGCUCCACAUUGGCCUGUCGGUUCUGCUGGUAAUCGUCCACCAGCCAAGACUCCAGUUCCAUUGCCAUCAUCACGUUCAAUGAAGAGUGAUGAGUUAUUAAGUCGGCCACUGCAGCUUACUGAACAGGGCCAUAUUCUUGAAGUGGCUAUUGAGGCAGCUGUAAAUGCCAUAAUCAAUAUGAGAGAUAUUUUGAAUGAUUGGGAUAGCACAAUCGGUGAUGGUGACUGCGGGUCAGCAAUUAAUUUGCUUUUGCAGAUGUAUAAAGGGGCAACAGCAAUCCUUGAUGAUAUGAAAAAAUACUAUCCUUUGAAUAAUGCUGCAGAAACAGUGAAUGAAAUUGGAUCAUCUGUGAGAAGAGCUAUGGGAGGAACUAGUGGGGUCUUAUACACUAUAUUUUGUAAGGCAGCAUAUGCACAGUUGAAAGCAAACUCAGAUUCAACUGUCACAGCAAAGCAAUGGGCUGAAGCACUUGAAGCUGCAGUCGCUGCAGUCAGUAAAUAUGGUGGGGCUAGUACUGGAUAUCGCACGUUAUUGGAUGCUCUUAUUCCUGCAUUAGCAGUUCUUAAGGAGAGGUUAACCAGUGGUGAAGAUUCUUGUACUUCUUUUGUUCUCUCAUCUGAAGCAGCAGUGGCAGGAGCUGGAUCAACUAAAGACAUGCAGGCCCAGGCUGGGCGGUCAAGCUAUGUGUCAGCAGCUAUACUUGCAACAGUUCCGGAUCCUGGAGCGAUGGCAGCAGCUGCGUGGUACAGAGCUGCAGCUUUGGCUGUGAAGGAUAAAUUCCAUCCUUCUUUUAACUCAUCUAUCAAUAAAUCAAAAUCAUAAUAUUCAUUUGUAGUCUUUCUUUAAUCGAAUCUACCAAAGCGUUGCUUUUAUGGCUUUAGCCUUGCUUUUCAAAAGUGUUGUAAAAUAGAAAAUAUGUAUUUAAACUUAAAUUAUAAUAAAAAUAAUAAAAUAAUUAAGUAAA
Molecule: messenger RNA, 2212 nt
Organism: Gossypium raimondii (Peruvian cotton)
Lineage: Eukaryota; Viridiplantae; Streptophyta; Magnoliopsida; Malvales; Malvaceae
Product: putative 3,4-dihydroxy-2-butanone kinase
Exons: 20
Coding region: 559-2070 (503 amino acids)
Biological process (GO): glycerol catabolic process
Cellular component (GO): cytosol
Molecular function (GO): ATP binding; glycerone kinase activity
Source: RefSeq, a predicted model, not a curated record